Molecule: messenger RNA, 669 nt
Organism: Suillus bovinus
Lineage: Eukaryota; Fungi; Basidiomycota; Agaricomycetes; Boletales; Suillaceae
Exons: 3
Coding region: 1-669 (222 amino acids)
Source: RefSeq, a predicted model, not a curated record
AUGGACUCCCAGGUAACUCUCGUUGACAACGAUUUCGAACUCGCUGUUCCAGAUCCGGCAUUCGGUGCAACAACAAUACUGGACUUUGACCAUGAUGUGAUGACAUCGACGAAUGCCACAGUGCGUGGACAGGGUCGCCUACGAUACUCUGUGAGAACCGUCAGGGCUAGUCUGGCAGGGACGAACCUCAAGACCGUUUUCAGCCAGGAAGAGAGGAUACUGGCAACGGUGCAGCACAGGGAUGUCAUCCCGGAUUUGAUGACGUUAGGUGGUGAAACUACAAGGCUUGGCAGCUGGUUCAAGAUGCCUAUGUUUUCAUCGUUUCCUGCGUCGUUCCGCGAGGGGAGAGAGACGUAUUGCUGGAAAGAAGGCCGGGGCGGCGGAAUUGAUUUGUACAAGGGAAGCGGCGCUAGUAGUAGUACUAGUACAAUCGCUCGCUUCUACCCCUCUAAUUUCGUUCUGACGCACGAUCGGAGAAGGAUUAUGUGUCGUGCUCACCUGGACUUGCGAGCUGAAGCUGAUCUCAUACGCGAAAAGGUGUUCAUAUCCUGUGUGCUAAUUGUGCAAAAGACGAGGAAGGACGCGCAGGCGAAGAAAUGGGACUUGGUGCCAGCUAAUAGUCAAUUUGGAUUGAUCGCCUUCUGUUGUAGCUUGAUGAGGCCCUUUUGA